CGCACACAGUAGGAAGUGCGGGGACACCCGUCGCUCAUCUUAGAAGAAAUGCUAAUGCUCUUCUACUCUCCGCUCCCCCGCAAUUGAGAAUUUCUUCUUUCUCUACAACAAAAAUUCGACGGUAAAAAGAGAAAAUGGAGGAAGAAUUUCAGAAAAGAAACACGGAUUGCGUGUAUUUCCUGGCCUCCCCCCUCACCUGCAAGAAGGGUAUUGAGUGUGAAUUCAGGCACAAUGAAAUGGCUAGGCUUAACCCAAGAGAUUGCUGGUACUGGCUGUCUGGCAGCUGCCUAAACCCAACUUGUGCUUUUCGACAUCCUGUAAGCAGUCCCCAAAAUUUUCUUUUAGAUGCAUGCUUUGCAUUUGCUUUAAUAUUGCGUGUUAAAGACUUUGAUGCAUAACAUAGAAAAGUGGUCCGUCAGUUUGAUUCUUACAGUAAGAAAUUCUUGUGCCUUAUUGUUGUACAUAUUCCUUUUACUCCCUCAGAUAAGGGAGGAGUUGAUUGGGGUUGCAAAAUUUGAACCGAUAAUUUUAUCUCAGUAUCUAAAAGAUAAGACGUGAACUAUAGCAAAAUAUGGCAUGAACAAAUGAGUUGCAAAUGAUGACAUCACUCCAACAUUUAAUAGUUUUUUGUCUGAACCGAUCUUGCAGAAUGAUGUGAAUAAAUAUGAGAAGGGAAAGGAUUUUUGUAUGUAAAUUGUAAAGCACAUUUAGGCAGCGUGUUGAUUAGUUGUUUAUUUUCAGGAUAUCACUUCACAAUAUUUCGAAUAUCGGUGGUUGGCUUUUGUCAUUUCAUAUGGAAUUAGUUGUCGGUCAGCCCUUUAGUUUGAGUAUUUUGCACUUCUUAUCGCCUGUCAUUACUUGCUAGACUAAUCCCUGUUCUGUGAUGGCAGCCCUUGGAUACACAUGCUGAAACAGGUCCUGAAUCUGCUGCUGCUAAGCAGCAAUCUGCUUUGCCUGUAAACAAGUCAAACGUUCCUUGUUACUACUUCUACAAUGGAUAUUGUAAUAAAGGAGAGAGUUGUUACUUUAUGCAUGGGCCAGAGGGAAGUGCGCCUUUGAAAUCGUCAAAACAAACUUCUACUGCUGUUGAUGUACCUCCUGUGGAGAAGAAGAUGCCUAAAGGAAGUGAUUUGAGGCCUGCCGUUGCAGUAACUACUUCAUGUGGAACUAAAUCCAAGAUUUCAGCAGAAACAGAAGUCACGCCUAAACAGAAGCUCCCACAACCUGAGCAGAAGCUCCAGCAACCUGAACCGAAGCUCCAGCAACCAGUUUCUGAUAAUUUUGCCAAGCAAAGUGCCUGUCAACAGAUUUCUAAAUCUCCAUCUGAAGAAGCUGCCACAACCAGGUCAAAUUCCCCUAGUCAGACAGAGGGCCGUGUCCAGAGACAUGAGGAAUCACCUUAUAAAAGCUCAGAUAACGAACUUGAUGAUGAUAUUACGCACGAAGAUUGGCGGGAAUCAUCUCCUGGCUUUGAUGUCCUUGUCAAUAAUGGAGCAGAAGACAUAGUUUAUGAAGACGAAUACUCAUUACACCAUGAUUUGGAAGAGAGGGAAAACAGUGAUCAACAUCUAGGAUAUAAUUAUCAAAGCAUGUUAGAGUAUGAUCCUACAUGUCCGGACUUAAGAGUUACUCUGGACCGAGGAUUACCAGAUUACUAUAGCCGUCUGGACAAAGAUACCAGUAAUGGUUCCUGGGUAACUCCUAUGGCUGCCGGAGAAAGAUUGUUCGAUCGCCCUAUGCGAAGUAAAAGGUCUACUAGUGAUCUAAGGGAUUUUCUGAAAAGACGACGGAUGUCUGACAAUCAGCAUUCUAACAUUUUCUUUGACAGACCUUACUCUCCGCGGCUGAUGGAUCAAAUUUCUGAGAAGAGUUCUUUUGGGGAUAGAAGGCUGUGUGGAAGACUAGCAUCGAAAGUGGAAAUUUCUGCUGAAGCCCGACUUAAUAGGGAACCUCUUAGAAGCAAUACUCAUCAGCAUCACAGGGAACCUCUUGGGAGUGGUACUUAUCGGCAUCGCAGGGAAAUGCACGCUGAUUCCAGAAGGUUCAAAAGGCAAACAAGGGAAAGAAGACAGGGUAAGCGACACACUGUUUCUGAAAUCUCAGGUAAGACAGCUUCAAGGAGAAGGAUGUCUAAUGAGGAUCCUACCAUGUUUACUGGUCCCAAGACCUUAGCUCAACUCAAAGAAGAGAAGAACAAAUCGCUAGGUAGCAAAGAUGUCGAUGGAACUGGACCAUCAUACGGCAAACCAUAACUCAGGAUUUCAGCAUCAAAGUAAUCUUGUAGAAAUUUUCUUGAUGAACUAGGCUUGGGGUUUGCAGUUGAUGUAGUAACAAUGGAUGUGACAAAAUACUUGCAAUAGAGCUAUGAAUUUUAGGCAGGGUGGCAGCAAGAAUUGGUUAAUGGAAAUCAACCUGGAGCCUGGACUAGUUUUGUACAAGUAGUCAUAUGGUAGAAUGUUAAAGUUGCGUAUCAGCACCCUAAUUGGCAAGGUGAACAACUGCCUUAGAAAAGAUGCUCUGCUUACCAGCAUUUUGUUGGUUCUUUUCUUAAAAUCUUCACAUUGUCUGAUAAGCUCUUCUUUGCCUGAGUGCUGAUUUCCAUCAUCAAUGCUGCAUGCCACAAUACCCCGAACAUUAUACUGUUAGCUGAUGAUAUUGCCCCAGUGCAAACUAGCUCGAUUUCUAAUCUAAUUGGUUUUGCUUUUUCGCUUACUCCUUCC
Messenger RNA from Oldenlandia corymbosa var. corymbosa, 2720 nucleotides. The record is from the annotation of a GenBank genome assembly. NCBI's taxonomy places the organism in Eukaryota, Viridiplantae, Streptophyta, Magnoliopsida, Gentianales, Rubiaceae.